AUGACCGCAGAUGACGAAGAUUCUAAUGGAUCUGUUCAAGACCUCGCCAACGGCAAGAUCGAGGGUUACAGGCAUCUCCUCGCAUCCGCAGAGCACACGCCCAAUGGCAGUGUUCACUCUCCGACCGGCUCAGUCAACAAUGACACUCGACCUCCUUCGCUGAGGCAGUCCUCUCUCUCCUAUCCUCGCCCCGAUGGCACCCCCCGAACGACGAACCGAGUGCGGUUCGAUAUCGAGCCCGCCACUAUCCAAGCUCCAGAAGACUGGGUCGACGACGAGGAUUACCUUACUUCGCCCAGCCAGCAUGCUCCCCUGUUGACAGACAUCACUCCCCCGGCUCAGUCUCCCUUUCUCUCCGAUUCCUUCCAGCCAGAAGACCACCUACCCGACGCAAGACCUAAGAGUGGGAUGCGCAGUGCGUUUAUGAACAUGGCUAAUUCCAUCAUUGGGGCUGGCAUCAUUGGUCAGCCAUAUGCUUUUCGGCAAGCUGGCAUGACCAUGGGAAUAAUUCUACUGGUGACUCUGACAGUCACGGUAGACUGGACCAUCCGCCUGAUUGUCAUCAACAGCAAACUCUCGGGAGCAGACUCCUUUCAGGCCACCAUGCAGCAUUGCUUUGGGUCCAGCGGCUUGGUCGCCAUUUCAAUCGCACAGUGGGCGUUCGCAUUUGGCGGGAUGAUUGCAUUUUGUAUAAUUGUCGGAGAUACUAUUCCGCAUGUUAUCGAGGCUCUAAUCCCCGGGUUGAGAGAUGUCCCAUUUCUAUGGCUGCUGACCGAUCGACGUGCUGUCAUUGUUCUUUUCAUACUGGGUAUCAGCUGGCCACUGAGUCUGUACAGGGAUAUCGCAAAGCUCGCAAAGGCAUCUACGUUGGCAUUGAUCAGCAUGCUGAUCAUCAUUGUGACGGUCGUCACUCAGGGAGCUGUUGUCGACUCAGAACUGCGGGGGAAUCUGAGAGGCCUGCUCUUCGUCAACGACGGAUUCUUUCAGGCCGUCGGAGUGAUAUCAUUUGCUUUCGUCUGCCAUCAUAACUCCUUACUGAUCUACGGCUCUCUUAAGACGCCUACAUUAGACCGAUUUUCGACCGUGACCCAUUAUAGCACCUUCAUCUCCCUGAUUGCCUGCCUUGUCAUGGCCUUGGCAGGUUUCCUCACGUUCGGAGACAAGACCAAGGGCAACGUCCUGAACAAUUUCCCGUCACAGGGACAUGUGGUAGUCCAGAUCGCUCGCUUAUGUUUUGGGCUUAACAUGCUCACCACCCUUCCUCUUGAGUGCUUUGUCUGCAGAGAAGUCAUGAACAACUACUGGUUCCCUGACGAACCCUACCAGCCCAACCGACAUUUGAUCUUCAGCAGUGCUCUGGUGGUCAGCGCCAUGUCGAUCAGCUUGAUUACAUGCGACCUCGGGGCCGUUUUCGAACUGAUCGGAGCCACCAGUGCGUGUGCACUGGCAUACAUUUUACCUCCAUUGUGUUAUAUCAAGCUCAGUACUAGAAGCUGGAAGACAAUACCAGCAGUGGCAUGUAUUGUAUUUGGAUUUGCUGUUAUGACUGUGAGUUUGGUGCUGGCCAUGAAGAAGAUUAUCAAAAGUAAGUACUCACUCGGCACGUUCAAGUUUCAUAUUGCUGACUAG
Molecule: messenger RNA, 1629 nt
Organism: Fonsecaea multimorphosa CBS 102226
Lineage: Eukaryota; Fungi; Ascomycota; Eurotiomycetes; Chaetothyriales; Herpotrichiellaceae
Exons: 3
Coding region: 1-1629 (542 amino acids)
Biological process (GO): amino acid transmembrane transport
Cellular component (GO): endoplasmic reticulum
Molecular function (GO): amino acid transmembrane transporter activity
Source: RefSeq, a predicted model, not a curated record